AUGGUAUCGGCGUUAUCAGAAAAAGCUCGUAAAGGAUUUGUCGUGCCAAGAAGCUCCAACACUGAAUGGCUGGUCUUGCAUUUCAGGGCAGGUAGAACAUGGUUUGCCGCAGCCCCGUCAAUUGUCGAACCAGAAAGCAAGAAGAAGAAAUGCGGCAACGAGGGAGACAAGGCUCAGACGGGUACGCGUAAACGAGUGCUAAUCAUAGUAGAGAUCGGAAUGGGAACAGAACCAUUCUGCGGUUCAGCGCACCUUGUGACAGCAAGCAAUGCACCUGAGACGACGGAGAGACUUGACGAUGGAGUGGUCGUGUCUUUGGGAUGA
Guillardia theta CCMP2712 is the source of this 324-nucleotide messenger RNA. RefSeq lists its product as hypothetical. The record is from RefSeq and is a predicted model, not a curated record. Lineage: Eukaryota; Cryptophyceae; Pyrenomonadales; Geminigeraceae. The transcript has a single exon. The coding region runs from base 1 to 324 and encodes 107 amino acids.